Messenger RNA from Beta vulgaris subsp. vulgaris (sugar beet), 2646 nucleotides. RefSeq names its product pentatricopeptide repeat-containing protein At1g30610, chloroplastic. NCBI's taxonomy places the organism in Eukaryota, Viridiplantae, Streptophyta, Magnoliopsida, Caryophyllales, Amaranthaceae. The record is from RefSeq and is a predicted model, not a curated record. Gene Ontology annotation, biological process: chloroplast organization. Gene Ontology annotation, cellular component: chloroplast. Gene Ontology annotation, molecular function: protein binding. The transcript has 11 exons. The coding region runs from base 283 to 2589 and encodes 768 amino acids.
CUAUCGAUUAUAGAUGUUGUGUGACUAUUAGGUAAUGAAAUUUACUUCUUUUUUAUUUAAAAAAAAAAGGUAAUCUCUUCCCAAACAGUUAAUCAUUCUACAACCUCCAUCCCUUUAUACCUCACCUGCGUCCUGCAUUAACUGGAAUGAAUCCCAACUUUCCAGUAUCUACCAACCCGCUAAGCUUACCUUUCCUUUUAUGUUGACUAUAUUUACCAUGCAUUUGCUCCAACAAAACUCUCUACUUGGGUAAGGUGAGCUUCGAUAAGGGGUUGUAAUCCAAUGGGUUGCAUUUCGGUGCAGAUGGGAUUUAUGCUUCAGACACCUGCAUUUGGAGUUGUUUCUAAUGUGAGAAGAAAGGAGAAUGCUUGGGUUUUAGUACGGAGACGAAGUAGUUGUAUUAAAAGUACGCUCUCAACUUCCCAGAUGGAGAGCAACAUGGUUGUGAAAGAAGACACUGAAUUUAAGUCUUCAUUUGAUGAGUAUUUAAAGGCGAUGGAGUCUAUUAGAACUGACAGGGAGAUGAAGAAAGUUCAAAGAGGGAGUGGCCGUGAAAAGAAGCUUAGUGAUGUUGCAGUCAGUAAAGAUCUUCCGAAACAUCAGAAACGGAGGGAGACUGUUAAAUUUAAGAGGUUUGUAAGGUCAGAUUCCAAGAAAGGAGAUGAAUGGUCUGAAAGAGUUUCUGACAAGAAAGAGCUGAGAGGUAGUGUUCAAGCAGGAAAUAGUAUAAGAUCAAAGAAAGAGGCGAACUAUGUAGGAUCAAAGAAUGGUUCGAGUAAGAAACUUGAUGUGGACAUCGCUGCUUCUACAAGAACUAGGCUCGUUAAAAAGAAGGGUAUGCCUAUGAAAGAUACAAUUGAUGACAAUCAAUUUGAGAGGGAAAGGUUCAUCUUCCAAGAAUCUGAAUUAUUCAAUAAUGGUCUGGAUAGUCCGCGAGUUUCACGGAUGGAAAUGGAGGAAAGAAUACAGAGCCUUGCUAGAUGUUUAAAUAAUGCUGAAAUGGACAUGCCAGAGUGGAUGUUCGCAAAGACCAUGCGAAGUGCUAGAAUUAGAUUUUCUGAUCAUUCUAUUAUGAGGGUUAUUCAGAUAUUGGGUAAAUAUAAGAACUGGCCAAGGGUGCUGCAAGUUAUUGAAUGGCUUCAAACGCAUGACCGCUAUAAAUCACUUAAAAUCAGAUAUGUCUACACAGCUGCACUUGAUGUACUGGGGAAAGCAAGACGUCCUGCGGAAGCUCUAAAUCUUUUUUGCGCAAUGCAGCGGCAUAAGACCACUUAUCCAGACAUAGUAACUUAUCACUCAAUUGCUGUUACUCUUGGACAAGCUGGUCAUAUGAAGGAACUUUUUGAUGUAAUUGAUAGCAUGAAGUCUAUGCCAGAAAACUUCAAGAUUGAAUCUCUUGAUGAUUGGGAUCCACGGCUUGAGCCCGACAUUGUUGUUUACAAUGCUGUUUUAAAUGGCUGUGCUAAGAGGAAAGAAUGGGAAGGAGCGAUAUGGGUGUUGCAAAAAUUGAAAGAAAUGGGCCAAGAGCCAUCAGGCACAACAUACGGACUUGUUAUGGAGGUUAUGUUAGCAUGUGGAAAGUAUGACUUGGUCCACGAGUACUUCAAGCAAUUCCAGGGCUCUUCUGUCCCUAAUGCUUUAACAUAUAGAGUUCUUGUUAAUACUCUUUGGAAAGAAGGUAAGCCAGAUGAGGCUAUUGCAGUUAUUCAAGACAUGGAGAAUCGGGGACUACUAGGUUCAGCCAGUAUCUAUUAUGACCUUGCCCGCUGUCUCUGUAGUGUGGGAAGGUGUGAAGAAGGAUUGAUGCAAGUUGACAAGAUAUGCAAAGUCGCUAGUAAGCCUCUGGUGGUGACUUAUACUGGUUUAAUCCAAGCCUGUUUAACCAAUGGAAAUAUUCAUGACGCGACAUCCAUAUUCAACCAUAUGCAGAAGUAUUGUUCCCCAAAUACCGUGACUUGUAACAUUAUGCUAAAAGCGCAUCUCGGAUAUGGAAUGUUUGACAAAGCUAAAGAGCUCUUUCAUAUGAUGACACAAAGUGGAAACAACAAGGACAGCAAAAUCAGGAUCAAAAUUAUGCCUGAUCACUGUACAUUCAAGAUGAUGCUAGAAGCAUGUAUCAAGGAGCAACAAUGGGAUGAUUUUGAAUAUGCCUAUGAGCAGAUGCUGCAGUAUGGGCAUCCUUUCAACACUAAGCGACAUCUUUGGAUGCUCCUACAAGCUUCUAGUGCUGGAAAGGUUGAACCGAUUGAAACAACAUGGAGCCACUUGGUGCAGACCGAUCGUGUCCCGCCACCUGCACUCAUCAAAGAAAGAUUCAGAUUGAAAAUGGAGCACGACGACCUAGCUGAAGCAGUUUCAAGUGUUGGUUGCCAUCCUUCCAGUCAUCAGCAGUCAUUCUCCAAGGAGGCAUGGUUGAAGUUAUUCAAGGACAAUGCACAUUGCUUCAAGAAAGAAGCUCUCGAGCACUUGAUGCGCGAGGUCAACAACUGCCUCUCCAAGACCGACUCGCCAAACCUCAUAUACCAGAAUUUGCUGGACUCUUGUAUGGAAUUUGUUAACCUCGACAAGCUAGUUGCUGGUCAGACAUGAAGGAUUGAAACCCCUGUAAAAUGUUAAUGAUAGGAAAUUUCUUUCUUUAUGUGAUAA